Messenger RNA from Esox lucius (northern pike), 3243 nucleotides. RefSeq names its product Josephin domain containing 1 (gene josd1). Gene Ontology annotation, molecular function: cysteine-type deubiquitinase activity. Lineage: Eukaryota; Metazoa; Chordata; Actinopteri; Esociformes; Esocidae. The record is from RefSeq and is a predicted model, not a curated record. Gene Ontology annotation, biological process: protein deubiquitination.
GUCCAAACUAAAUUCUAUGGUUUCAUCUUUGGUUUCGCAUUCUCAAGGGAGGGUCUAUAGGUCUUUUACUCUAUGACAAGCAAACAAGCGAAUGACGUUUUGCGCAUGCUCAUGGAUAGAUAUGGAGCUACAAGGAAAAAGUGCUGAAGACAAAGGACUAAAAAAAAACAGGAAAAGAGGUUAAACGAUUAAUUUCACAAGGAUUAUGACAACCUUACUACAGUAGUAUCGCAUGAAGAUACUAUCACACUAAGGAUAAUCAUCUCUACACGUCACUGAGCCUCCUGUGUCCCUCACCUCGCUUCCAGGGGAACUAAAUCUUUAUGGUGGAACCUUGGCUCUUUGGUCUCUUUAGAAAUGGAAAGAACUUGUAAGCUCUAGUGACACUUGAGGUGCUAAAAGAAAAGUCACAAGGACCGACAUCACAAUGGAUGAAGUUGAAAAAAGAGAAACAUACCUUUGCUCCUCUUGGUAGUUUUUGUUUUAUCACAGAACCUUGUGGUUCAUCAACUUGUUUUUUCACAACCGGAAUGUCAGUGAUUACACUCUUGUGAUUCAGUCUAGGCCUCCUCACUCCAUUGUCUUCUUUUUGUUUUCCCCCGUUAGCUUUUUAUUUUUUUUUAUCUCUUUGUCUCUUUUGAAACGGAAGGUAUAUCUGAAGCGAUCCUCGUCAGCAUCGACCAGUAACCCACUUCCCCACUCCCCUUGCCAUACGCACGCUGCUCCAGCAGCUGAGAUGUUGCCGUGGCGACGGUAGCCAUGUCCAUGUAGUGACAGUGAUGGGGAGUGCUCCAUGUUCUGGGAAGGGGAGAGGGGGAGGGGGGCUGCAAGACCUGGGCUGUAUGCCAUGGAAGCUGAGCAAGCAGAAAGGGGUAUUGGUGGCUGCUGAAGUGGGGGGAGGUACUGGUGGAGGGGGGGGAGGAGAGGUUGGAACCGGGGAACAUGAUCUCUCGACCCCUCCAGCCUCGCCGCCACCGCCCAUCUACCAUGAGAAGCAGCGGCGGGAGCUGUGUGCUUUGCACGCACUCAAUAAUGUCUUCCAGGACGGUGCAGCGUUUAGCAAGGAAACACUGCAGGACAUCUAUCAGAGACUCUCUCCUGGCACUCUGGUAACCCCACACAAGAAAAGCAUGCUGGGAAAUGGGAACUAUGACGUGAAUGUCAUUAUGGCCGCCUUGCAGACCCGAGGUUUUGAGGCUGUCUGGUGGGAUAAAAGAAGGGAUGUCAGCAGUAUUGCUCUGUCCAAUGUGACCGGCUUCAUCCUGAAUGUCCCAUCCAACCUGCGCUGGGGUCUGCUGCGUCUGCCGCUCAAACGCCAACACUGGAUAGGGGUGCGUGAGGUGGGCGGGGUCUACUACAACCUUGACUCCAAGCUACGCAGCCCACACCCCAUCGGAGACCCUGACGAGCUCAGGAAGUUCCUGCGUCACCAGCUGAGAGGGAAGAACUGUGAGCUCCUGUUGGUGGUGUCGGAAGAGGUGGAGGUCCACCAAACAUGGAGGUCAGAUAGCUGUUGAGUGCCCGCCAACUUUUUCACUACCGGAUGAAACUUUUCCCAGUUGUUGCUCAGGAUAACAGGCGUGGUCCAAUCAGGUUCAGACUGAAGAGCAGGUGGGGUUGUGCUCAGUCAUUGACACAGAUGCACACUGGCCAGACAUACUGUUUUUGUUUACACACCCAUUGCUGGACUCUUGCUGAUGAGACUGGAAGCGAUGAAGGAAACGGACGCAUACAGCGAGGUCACAGAGAAAUAACACUACACAACAGUCCGACUUCUGAACGUUAUGUUUGGGAUUCAAAUUUGUUUAUAUAAGACUAUUUUUCAAUGAUACUUUAGAUUUGUUUUGUGUUUGUUUCUGUUUCCAAUUGUGAGAGGUGGGUGACUGCGCGACGGUACCAGUUCCACACUCUCCCUCCACCCAUGUACUGUAUAUUCACUGAUGUGUCUUCAUGUUACUCUUUCCUCUAUUCUACCUAUUGUUCUCUGUUCUACUGUGACUGUACAUCUCUUUACCUCAGUCUCUCUUCCUCUGAUGUCACUGCUCACAAUUCUCUCUUCCGCCCCCCCCCCCCCAAAAAACAACAAACUAAAGUUUGCACCGAGUUAACGAUGACCACAGGCAAUGGAGAGCCAAGCACCCCCCCUCUCCAUAGUGUCAGCUCUGAAUCAUGUUUUCUAGUUAGCACAGCAGCACCUGAGCAUUUGUAGCCGUUUUAGCCUUCCACCCUGUUUCUGUCUUCAACUUAGAACUCCUCAUAGCCUUAGCAUUGUUAGCUUCAGGUUUUCACAAUUGGCUAGAUGCAGUACUGUUGCAUGGGGGAGCCAGGAACUUUUCUUGAUCAGGUGACCUGAACCGGAAAAGCCACAAACCUGUGUAAUAUGCUGUAUAAUGAGUGCCCAAAGUUUUUCUGGUUUGAUUUUGUGGUUAGGAAAAUUGACCAUGGAUAAGUAAUUGUCUGGAAAUAUCCACCUGCCAAAUAUACAGACUUAUAUUAUCCAGUGUUUACACUCCUGAAAAUACACAGAUGUUAGAUUUCGAUCUUUUGGAAGAUGCCUUGGUCAUGGCUGAAAUAUUCAGUGCAGAGAGUUAGGAAAGUUGGUUUAUUGAGAGGUUAAAUGAAGUAAGAAGGAAAAGACAGUAAAGGUACGGUUAAUGUAGUGAUGGAAAGUGAAAGUAUGUCCAGUCGAUAUGUAAAAGUGAAAGUUAGAAGAAUGACAUGAAUCCAGCCAGAUAAGUGUUUUUUUUUAACAGCAGCCGUUCGAGAGAUUUGUUUUUGUUGGUUGAUAGAUGUUUAUCAUCUGAACAAAAUAUUGUGUACAAUUGAAGACUUGAUAAGGCCUUAACUUGUUUACAGAGAAAGCAGUCAUUAUUCUCUACCUAAAGAGGGGUUCAUUUUGCUCCUUGUGGGCUCAAUCCCAAUAGCUUUCCUAUUCACCUGAGCAUCCAAUCACACUAUUUAAUUUAACUGGUAAUAAUCAUUUGCAUACAUCACUAAUCAAACAGAUGAGGUUACUGAACUGAGGCUACCUGUGGGGGACUUCAGGGUAGGGAAACCAUACUGGAAGGUAAAACAUUCCUUCACUAAUCAUGUUGUUUGGAAAUGAAACUCAGAUGUUACAUAGUGGACUUUGCCAUGACAAUCCCACCCAACAUAUCCCUUCUAUUAAAGGGUCCUGGUUGUGUUACUGUUUUCUCUUGUUUUUCACGGAAAUAAAAUGCUUGUAAUGGCACUUUAUGUAUA